CACUUUGCGCGAAAGACUACCGUGUCUUUUGAUUUUCGUAAUCGUGAAACAUGCGAGCGCUGUUGUGUCGAUACGGCGAUCAAUUCGUGCGAUUUUCCGCGUCUGUCAGCUGGCGAUAAUGUCAGGAAUAAUGUUGAAAUUGAGUAGUAGAUUCUCAUAAUUCCGAAUAACACUCGCGUAAAAAUUCUAGUGACGAUACUGAUCCCAGUUAAAUCACCUCAGGAUGCGCGAAUAAAUCGCGGGAUUCGCACCGAGACAUCGGCGAUAGUAACUGACAUUUUUUUCCGUAUCUAUUAUACGUAACAGAAAUAGAAAAUAGAUCGAUUUAGUCUGUCCUCGAGUUUUUUUGAGAAGAGAGAGGAAGAAUGUCCGGCGCGAUAAAGGAUUUCUCCUGCAUUGGAGGCCUGGAGAAGCAUAUUAGAAUCGUGAAGGAGAUGGUCCUGUUCCCGCUGAUGUACGGGGACGUGUACGCUAAAUUUAAUCUCCGACCGCCGCGCGGUUUACUGUUCUACGGUCCUCCAGGUAAAUGCCAAAUGUUUCUUAACGCUUCGCAUAAACCUCUGGAUUUCCUUCCCACUUUCAUUCUUCAUUCAGGUACGGGAAAGACUCUCGUAGCCAGCGCAUUAGCGACCGAGUGUAGCAAUUCCGAGCGCAAGGUCUCCUUCAUCUCGCGCAAGGGUUCCGACUGUCUGAGCAAGUGGGUUGGAGAGAGCGAAAAGAAACUCGAGAAGAUUUUCGCCCUGGCGCAACAAACGAAACCGUGCAUCAUUUUUUUCGACGAAGUUGACGGUCUCGCACCCGUGAGAUCCAGUCGGCAGGAUUUCGUUCACGCCAGCGUGGUCUCCACUCUCUUGGCUCUGAUGGACGGUCUGGACAACAAUUCCGAGAUCAUAGUAAUAGGCGCGACUAACAGGAUCGAUGCGAUAGAUCCUGCUCUGAGAAGACCCGGCAGAUUCGACAAAGAACUGUACUUCCCUUUGCCUUGCUACAGCGCCAGAAAAGAAAUACUUUCGGUGCACAUUAAGAGUUGGAAACAGAAACCAGCGCAGAAAUUCUUGGCGUAUCUGGCAUCGAAAACGUUAGGAUUCUGCGGCAGCGAUCUACAGGCUCUUUGCACCGAGGCAGUUAUGUGCUCCGUCCGCAGAAAUUAUCCGCAGAUUUAUAACUCCAAAUCUAAAUAUCACAUCAACGAACGCCACCUCAAAGUGGAAAAGGAAGAUUUCCUGAAGGCAUGCCAAAACAUCGUACCUGCGUCGCAUCGCGUCAUCGUCGCCCCGAUCAAGAGUCUAUCCCCCAAAAUCCAACCGUUGUUACAAGAGGAUCUAGCGGGAAUCCUGUCACGUUUGCAGACACUCUGUCCGGUCGGCAUGCUGACUUCCGACAACAUUACAGGCAAGGCCACGUCCAAGUCUAGCGGCUGUCCGCGAAUUUUGCUGUGCGGCGACGACGAAUCUCACACUCGUCAUCUGGGACCAGCGUUGCUGCACACUCUGGAACACUUGCCGUGCCACAUCUUGGACGUCACGACGCUGUUCGAGGAAACGGGCAAGGCGGCCGAGGAAGCUAUGAUACAAAAGAUCAAAACCGCGCGGCGCACCUUACCAGCAUUGCUGUACAUGCCUGGAGUCUUGACCUGGUGGGACCUGGUGGAUGAGACAGCGAGAGUGAUUUUUACCUCCUUAAUGCGUGGUCUCGAUCGAUCGGUGCACAUGCUCGUGCUGAUGACCGCCCACUGUCGACACGUUGAUCUACCGCCAGAGAUUGCAGAAUUGUACGACGAUAAUCGCGGCGAAGUGUACGAAGUGAGGUCGCCUUCGCCACAGAAGCGACGAUCCUUCUUCAAGCAGCUGUUCAAUGGAAAAUCCGACAGUCUUUCUGAUCGCUCCUCGCAAGCGGAUCUCGCACAAAUCUCGUGUCCAAAGAAACUUAAGGGCGAGAAUAGAAAGCUGAGAAACCACGUACACUCCACCGAUUCCAGCGGAUUACUAGGAACGAACGUCAAGAGAGAGUAUAGCGCGUCCGGCGAGGGUUCGCCAUCCAAACGGCAAAGAUUAACAUCCGACGCUUCGUCGGCUCCGUCCACCGAGAAACUUUUCAGCUCGCAAAUCGAGGAUCUGGUCGAAACGAUCGUUAAAUCGACCGACGAGUGGCCGAGUCAUCUGCUGGAGAGUCUGUUAGCUUCCCUCGAAAUCGCAAUGGAGAACAACGGAGAUCUGUGCGCAACGGUGAACGAGUAUGUCGCGCGUUACGAGGAACUGAAACGGGUUAAAAUGCGGGCGAAAUACGAAGACAAUUGAUCGCUAAUUUGGUGAAACGUCCCUUGUGAAUUGUCCUCUGUGUGACGUCCGAAUCUGCGAAAUGUGAUAACAAGAACAUAAUAAUUGAUAUGAUGAAAAAUUCAUGGAAUAUAAUAUUGUGAUGUAAUAAAUGACGCGGUAAACUUUCUGUUUUAAAGGG
Molecule: messenger RNA, 2457 nt
Organism: Monomorium pharaonis (pharaoh ant)
Lineage: Eukaryota; Metazoa; Arthropoda; Insecta; Hymenoptera; Formicidae
Product: ATPase family AAA domain-containing protein 2
Exons: 9
Coding region: 366-2297 (643 amino acids)
Biological process (GO): positive regulation of transcription by RNA polymerase II
Cellular component (GO): nucleus
Molecular function (GO): ATP hydrolysis activity; histone binding; chromatin binding
Source: RefSeq, a predicted model, not a curated record